AUGGUUAUCAAUUACAGCAAAUGGGAUGCUCUGGAGCUCUCCGAUGACAGUGAUAUCGAAGUGCACCCCAAUGUCGACAAGAAGUCUUUCAUUCGCGCCAAACAAGCCCAGAUCCACCAAGAACGUGAACAGCGGCGACACCAGAUAAAGACACUCAAGUAUGAGCGCAUCAUCAACGAUGGCCUCACGGAGCGCGUCGAUCGCCUCCUUACAGCCCUCCGAUCGCACAAGCCGGCGCAGGCGGAGAGCAAUGGCACUUUGGACGACCAGUUGGUAUUCCAAGCAAUGAUGGAGAGCAUGAUGGAUACCAAAGUCGACAAAGACGGCGGCUCAGACAGGCCACCGCCACCGCCAGAGGGCGUGCACGAGCAUAUCAAAGACAAGCCGACAUACCCACAGAUGAUGGCAAGCCUGGUUGACUCAGUGAAGAAGGACAUUGAUGAGCAAAAAAGCGAUGAGCCGCGCUAUUCACUAUUCAUUUCCGGUCUGGAGAAGGAGAAGGCAAGGAUAGAGGAUCUCCAAAAGCAGCUGUACGCGAAAUUGGAGGAGCUGGAGAAGGAGGAAAAGAAGCACAUCACCAGUGACGAUAUACAUGACGGUUUCAGCUACUCAAGCAUACGGAAGGGAGAAGAUAAGCCUGACGCAUCAUCAUCAAAGAAGGCAGAAACCGUUGAACUCCUCAACCCGCCCAAACGCCCCGAAGCCUCUCGAACAGACACAGGCGAGUCCUCAGGAGCAGAAGCAGACGUCGAAGAAGGCACCACAAUCCACGACGGAGACAAUGAAGAUGACAUCACUGCCUCACCGCUUGCCCAAGCUUUUGCAAAGAUCAAUGCCGGUGACUGGUACGCGUGCCUGGAGUUCCUCAUGAAGAACCCUGAAGUGCUCGCAGAAAAAGAGACAGAUGGUCUCCUGGUCGAGGCUUUCAACGCAGAACUCGAUGGCAGGCCAAAACAUGCACGACAAUGUGUCCAUCAAGGCCUCCUACUCCAAUACUGCAGACAGCUCGGUGGCCGACAAGGCGUAGAGAUGUUCUUCAAGCGCAUACAGACCAAGGACCACCAGGCAAGCAAGAUGUUCAACGACGAUGUAGACAGCACAUAUCAUCGCAUCAAGACGCGUGCAGCCGAGAUUCUCAAGGAGCGCAAGGAGAACCCGCAGUCAGCGGAAGGUGUGGAGCAGAUCCAGCUUCAUGCCGUCGAUCCCAACACUCAAAUCACCAUCUCCGUACCACCAAAGGAGCCAACAUCGUCUGACCCUGAAGAGCGCGCAGCAGAGCAACAAGCACGCCAGAUCUUUGAGAACUUUCCGCCUGGUCUGCAGCGUGCGCUGGAGACGGGUACACUGGAGGAAGUGAACAAAGUGUUGGCCAAGAUGAGUGUUGAUCAGGCCGAGGAGAUUGUAGAGCAGCUGGGACAAGGGGGGAUGCUUAGUCUGGAAGAGGGAGUAGUGGAUGCGACGACUGAGGAGGGGCAGAAAGUCAUGGAGGAGAUUGAGAAGAACAGAGCGAUGCCAAAGAAAGAAUAA
Messenger RNA from Plenodomus lingam JN3, 1527 nucleotides. RefSeq lists its product as uncharacterized. Lineage: Eukaryota; Fungi; Ascomycota; Dothideomycetes; Pleosporales; Leptosphaeriaceae. The record is from RefSeq and is a predicted model, not a curated record. Gene Ontology annotation, cellular component: cytoplasm. Gene Ontology annotation, molecular function: protein-folding chaperone binding; protein kinase binding; heat shock protein binding. Gene Ontology annotation, biological process: protein stabilization; protein folding.